Molecule: messenger RNA, 1779 nt
Organism: Lytechinus variegatus (green sea urchin)
Lineage: Eukaryota; Metazoa; Echinodermata; Echinoidea; Temnopleuroida; Toxopneustidae
Product: N-alpha-acetyltransferase 30-like
Exons: 5
Coding region: 168-1280 (370 amino acids)
Biological process (GO): N-terminal peptidyl-methionine acetylation
Cellular component (GO): NatC complex
Molecular function (GO): protein-N-terminal amino-acid acetyltransferase activity
Source: RefSeq, a predicted model, not a curated record
UUACGGUAUGGUAUACCGGUACCGUACCUCCAUCCCAGACUUAAGCUUCUUUGCAAAAUGUGUAUGACGGCAGCGCGAGCUCGGGAAUCAGUAAGGUGCAAACAGAUUUCUGAUGUUUUUCCUCCAUGUUUUCUGGUGAGUUUACAGGUAGAAACUUGAUGUAGACAAUGGCAGCAGCUGCAGAACCCCCUCUGGUGUGCUUAGAAAGUAAAGGUGGGUCUCCAGAGGUCAACAGAAAUGGGCAAGAAAGAGUACAUGUAGCAGAGAACUUUGGAAAUAAUCGCUUAAAAAACAGAGAGGACACCCUCAAUCAUCAAACUUCAUCCAAGAAAAGUAGAGGGAAAAAACGUCAAGGACGACGAAAAGAUAGAGCAAGUAGUAAUGGAAUCCAUGAACUUGAUGGUAAGGUUGAAACAAAGUUCGUUGAAAGUAAAACCACUACCAAAGAAUCAAAGAGGACUUGUCAAUCCGACAAUCAUCUUAAUCAUCAAAGUCACAAUCAUGUGAUCAGUGAACCUUUGAAUGCUCUUACGCAAAUGGUUGAGAAAUUAGGAGUGCAGGAUGGCAUUGCCCCCCAGAUGGAACACUCUCACACGGUUGUUGAUGUGCCUUCGGAUGCAGCGUGCCAGGAUGGUGAUAUAGACGAGUCGCUCACUGAUGCAAAAUGCAACUCUGACGAUGAUGAGGAUGAUGCUGACUUGGAACUGCCAUCCUCACUAUCAGACUUUGUCCUUGGUUAUCAUGAAGACUACCACUAUGCCCUUACAAAGCUUCCUCCCAAUGAUGAAGACAUUGAUACAAUACCACUAGAUGAUUCAAAUAGCUGUGUAAGAUUAGUACCCUAUGAAUCAGAACUGCAAAUGCCUGAUAUCAUAAGACUAAUAACAAAGGACUUGUCAGAGCCUUACUCCAUAUACACUUACAGAUAUUUCAUCCACAAUUGGCCAAAUCUAUGUUUUUUGGCUAUGCAUGGUUCAACUUGUGUAGGAGCUAUUGUGUGUAAGCUGGAUGUACACAAAAAGAUGGUCAGACGAGGUUACAUUGCUAUGUUAGCUGUAGAUGAGGAAUAUAGGAAAAGGAAAUUAGGUUCAAGUCUUGUCAAGAAAGCAAUUCGUGCAAUGGUGAGAGGAGAAUGUGAUGAGGUGGUUCUAGAGACAGAGAUCACCAACAAGCCUGCCUUGCGUCUUUAUCAGAACCUUGGCUUUGUGAGAGAUAAGAGACUAUUUCGCUACUAUCUUAAUGGUGUGGAUGCACUAAGACUCAAACUCUGGCUACAAUGAGAGCAACAUCAUACCUGCAACAUUAGCAUUGUAGUUGUAGCUACGCAACCACAUUGGCAACCAUACAGCAAGACAUGUUACAUGUACGUGUCGCUGUCAGUACCUCAUGAGCAUGUAGAAGGCUUCCACAUCCAUCGUUAUCGCAAACUUUGUACCCGCUGCAUGAAUAGAGGAUCGGUAGGCACUUUGUGACAAAACUGAAUGGUUUUUAGAUGCAUUUUAACACAGAAUUGGAGCACGAUUUCCAGAGGACAUUAGUGUCAAAAAUGCAUAUUAACUUGCAAUUUCAAUUAAUUUUACUGGUUGCUUUACAAUGAUAAGUGUACCGGUAAUAAUAAUAUUGAAGGGAAUGACUUACAUUUACAAAAUGCCCUUUCAAAGUGAACUUUAAAAAGCACAAAGCAUAAUCACAUUUUUUAUUAAUAGUUUGAGCAGAUUUUGAACAGAUUUAUGAAAAUGCCACCUAGGACAUUUAAGAAUUUGAAUGUUGUUUCACUGU